This is a messenger RNA of Neodiprion fabricii, 2156 nucleotides long. RefSeq lists its product as uncharacterized. The record is from RefSeq and is a predicted model, not a curated record. Gene Ontology annotation, molecular function: nucleic acid binding. Lineage: Eukaryota; Metazoa; Arthropoda; Insecta; Hymenoptera; Diprionidae. The transcript has 2 exons. Bases 223 to 816 code for a protein of 197 amino acids.
ACUGAUUUUCGUUUCAAAGCAUCUCAUACGUGGAUAAACUCAUUCAAAGGAGCUCAUUGCAUCGUAUCGAGAAAAAUUCAUAAAUUCAUUACAUCCAAAACAAUUGAAGAUGGAAAAGUCUUGGAACAACAAAUUCAAAAAUUUGUCUAUGACGUAAAGCUAAAUAUUAGAACGUACGGAUUGUCAAAUACAUUUAACGCUCAGAGUGGCUGCCAACUAGAAAUGCAUUCCGGAAGAACUUUAGCAGUCAAAGGAGAAAAGCAAGUACAAUGUCUUGUACAAUCAGUCUAUUCUACGAGCCACAGUUACACUAUUCAGCCGACUAUAUCAGCUGACGGCAAGCUGCUAUCUCCACGGUUUUUGGUUUUAAAAGAACCAACUGGCAAGAUUGGUCCAAUAGUGGAGAAAACGCUUUUCAGACCAGAUAAUGUGUACAUAGAAGUAUCCAAGUCUGGGAAGCUUACUUCAGAUCAUUUUAAAAUUUGGUUGCAGCAUGUAAUUUUCCCGAAAGUUGGUUCAAAAUCUUUAUUACUGAUUGAUUCUUGGACUGGACACUGUCCCCAAGUUGUACGUGAUGUGAAACCUUCAAAUAGAGACGUCAAAGUAAUGAUUAUACCUAAAGGAAUUACCGGAAAAAUCCAGCCCCUCGAUGUUUUUGGAUUCCGAGUAUGGAAAAAUUUUGUGAGACAUUUUUCUGAUAAUUGUCUUUUGAUGAAUUAUGAUAUUGAUUCGCAUUUGAGAAACAAUAUCAUAAAGCUUCAGUCACUUGUUCAUAACCAACUAUCUUCACCACGUUAUAUCGAUCUUUUCGAAUAGUCUUGGUACAAAAGUGGUUACAUAGAAUAAAAACCAGCGAAUUUUGAAAAUCCUGUACACUUUGCAUUUGGAGAUUCCUGCAACUCACACUGUGAAGUUCCAGGAUGUGAAAAUUUUGCUAUUGUUCGCUGUUCCUGGUGUAAAAAGUCGUUAUGUUUUAAACACUUUUUCAAUGACUAUCAUUACUGCAGUACUUACAACGGCUAAUAGAGCGUACGAUUAUAUAUUCGCUUCUAUUUAUUGCUAUAGUGAUUAUUUUGUUAAACUGUUGACAUAUUAUCAAUAAAAGAUACAAGUAUAUUGUACGCUCUCUUUUUUUUACUUGACUACGCAGUUUUUCUGUGCGUCAUCCCAAAACUUGGUCUUAUCUACCGAACCGAAUAUGUGUAAGCGCUUAUCGUAUGCUUAUGUUAUCCCAUUGCCAAAUAUAAAUCAGUCAGAAUUAUCGAUAAGUCAGAUAUAAGUACUUUUUCAACGAAAGAUCCGUCUGUAAAUAAGUUGGCUCCUAGAUAAAACUGUUCAUUAAAUGCUACAUACGUGAUACGGUGUGGUAAAUUAAAAAAAAAACAUAUCACUAGGAGAAGGAAUAAAAAAAAAGAAUUACUGCCGUUUUAUUGGGAUUAAAUGUAAACAUACAUAGGGGUAGUUCACCCCCUUAACUUGAUUUGCGAGAAAAACGCAAAAACCCAGAUGUAUUAUUUUUUUCGCUCUUCAAAGUGCAAUUGAAUCCAUCGAGAUAGGUGCAAUAGUUUUUUUUGUUAUAACGAUUUUAUGAAUUUCAACCCCUAUAACUUUUUCCCUAUGCAACCCCCCAAUAUGAAACCAGUUGCAUUUUUCAUCGUUUAUCAUUAAGAUAAUUAUCCAGUUGGGUGCAUUCGAUUAUCUCUAGUGAAAAUAGGUGAAACCUGAAAAGUACCCCUCGGAGGUCUCAACUUCAAAGCAUAAUUUCACUCCCUAGAAACGUUUUUCCGCCGAUAAAAAAAAAACACGUGUCUCUUAGAUUUUGAUGUAGAAUAACAUAUAUAAAUUUCAUCAAAUUCGAAGGAUGUCAGCGGAAAGACUUUCCUUGUUAGAUGUCCGUUUGAUGUUCAUUAAUUGUGUUCAGUCAGAAAACAAUGGCAUGAUCCAUAAGUUUUUAGCUAAUGUUCGAAUCCAUCAUUCCUUAAUAAGCAAUAUCAACGUACCUAAAUAGAAUACGGACAGUCAAAAUUUGGAGCAGAAUUCGUCAACAUUAUAUUGUUGGAAAAUUCUGAUGACUUUUUGAUUCUAAUAUCUGCGUUACUAUGAUGUUCGUUUAAUAUGUUCUAUACAUGGAGAUUGCAUAUGAGUUUGAUUUGAAA